UCGAAUCUUAAGUAGACUUGCCGAUUAGAUUACCGAUAGUAAUGGUAUUUAAACUGCAAUGUCCGUUUCACAAUUUACUUCUUUAGUAUAACGAAACCAUGGACACCAUGUAUCUACUUGUUGCCGCCAUUUUUGCUUUAAGUUUGACAAGCGUCGAAUCGAACUUGGAGCCGAGAAUUGUUGGAGGAAAAAAGGCUAAGAUAAGCGACUUUCCCUUUUUCGUCUCGAUCCGUACGUAUCCCAACAAAUAUGUUUGCGGUGGAGCGAUUAUCGACGAUUUUUGGGUUGCAACGGCUGCGCAGUGCGUCAGGGGUGUGAGCCCGAACAAUCUGUUCGUGGUGGCUGGAGUGGCAGCACUGAACGAAACUGGAGACCGGUACGCCGUCCAAGCCGUCCAAAUCCAUCCCUGGUUCAAUCCGACCAUGAAGACAAACGAUACCGCCCUAUUGAAGCUCACCAGAAAGCUAUCCGGUAAAAAUAUCAAAAAGAUAGAGAUGACCAAGGAGGCCAUUAAAGACGGAAAGGACAUGGAGCUCUGCGGACACGGUGCAACCGGAUAUCCCUUCAAAAACGCCUCCAUCAAUCUCAUGGCCAUUGAACUGAAGUCCAUUGCCAGUGACCAAUGUAGUACGCUCCACAAUCGGCCGAUAACUAACUACAACCUCUGCACGAAGGGAAAAUCUGCCAAAGGCGCGUGUGUCGGUGACGUCGGUAGCCCCUUGAUAGUUCGAGGAGGAAUUUUCGGAACCACAAAGCUUCACGGAAUUGUCUCUUGGGGAACGUCUCCUUGUGCCCAAGGCAAACCCGAUGUUUACUCAUCGAUUGCCGCAAUAAGACCAUGGAUUCGAACCGUGUGUGGAUGUUAAUUAAACACUUGUAACUACUGUAUGCGCAAUAAAGCUUUUUUUGCACUAGA
Messenger RNA from Photinus pyralis (common eastern firefly), 916 nucleotides. RefSeq names its product chymotrypsin-1-like. NCBI's taxonomy places the organism in Eukaryota, Metazoa, Arthropoda, Insecta, Coleoptera, Lampyridae. Gene Ontology annotation, biological process: proteolysis. The transcript has 3 exons. Gene Ontology annotation, molecular function: serine-type endopeptidase activity. Bases 99 to 866 code for a protein of 255 amino acids. The record is from RefSeq and is a predicted model, not a curated record.